CGCGCAUUUUAGCACACACCGCCUCGUCAUCCCCACUCAACCCAACUGAGAAAAAAAUAAAAACAAAGAAAGAGAAAAACGAAAAGCAGCACAAAUAAAAUACCACCAUUCUUCACUCUCGCACACUCGCCUCAGGAGCAAACAAGCAUUAAAGAAUCAGCCCAGAAACACUCACACACAAACAGAGCUUCUCAGAGUGAUUUCCCACUUUGAAAACCAGUUAAAAUGCUCUGAUUGUUUUGAAUCCUUCAUUCAAGCUCUUUAACCCGAAAAAUCACUGAAAAAAGCACACGUUUUUUUGGCAGUGUUUGGAAAUGGAGAAAGUUGAUGUCUUGGUGGUUAACUGCGAGCUUAAAGCUUGCGGGAUAGUGUAACGUGCUCAGUCUUUUUGUUCUGGAAAAUUAAAGAAGAUUAAUUUUCUUUUUCUAGUCUUCAUUUCCCUCCUAUUUUCUGUUCUUUUUUCGCGUCCCCUUUAUUUUCUGUCUCUUGAGAAUGGGUUGCAAGAGCAUGCUAACAGUAAACUUGGAUCCAGUGAGAAAAAGGAGUGGUGAGCUGAGAACAAAACAGGCAGGGCGCGGGUCUUGCAGAGGGAGUUAGACUAAGGCGUUUGUUUCUUAUUUUUUCUUUUAAAAAAAAUAUUCUCUAAGUAAAGGGCAAAGGGAAAAUUUUGCUCUCUUGGAGAGAGAUAAUCAAAUCACUUGGUCCUCUUUGUCAGUCUCACUUCUGAAUUGGGUCCUUUCGAAUCUUCAUUUAUAGCGCUCAAGAAUAUUGACAGAAUAUAUUUUUACUGGUUUUAUUUUGGGGGCAUUGUUUUUUUCUGCAAUGGGUUACUUGUUGAAAGAAGCUCUGAAGACUCUUUGUGGGGUUAAUCAGUGGUCUUAUGCUGUUUUCUGGAAGAUUGGCUGCCAAAACCCCAAGCUUUUAAUAUGGGAAGAAUGUUACUACGAAACUGCAUCAUGUUCAGGGCUAGCUGGAGAUCUAAAUCCAGACAACUCAUUUCAUGAUUACAGUGCUUCUUGGGUUUCAUCUGAAACUUGCAAUUUACAGUCGAGUGUUCGAGCAGGGAAUAAGAUUCAUUUGCUUGUAAACAAGAUGAUGAUUGACAAUCAAGUUAAUGUUUUCGGAGAAGGGUUAGUUGGAAGAGUUGCAUUUACUGGAAACCAUCAGUGGGUCCUAGCUGAGAAUUAUUAUAGAGAAGCUCAGCCAUCAGAGGUUCAAAAGGAGUUGUGCUUACAAUUUGCAGCCGGUAUGCAGACGGUUGCAGUUAUUCCUGUUCUUCCUCAUGGUGUUGUUCAAUUUGGUUCAUCCUUGAACAUAAUGGAGAAUAUGGGAUUCGUGAACGACGUUACCUCACUAUUACUUCAACUCGGAUAUCUUAAUGAACUACCUAAAGAACACACUCUGAAUACAGUCAACCCACCUUGCUCGUUUGAUAGCUUAAACUAUAUUUCAAACUCGGCGGAGCCUUCUAUGAUUGACAGCCAAACAUCUUAUUACUUGACCCCGAGCCAAAAUGGAGUCCAUCACCACUUGAAAUUUACCCAGCCAAUGAAAUUAGACAUUUCUUCUUCAAUCCAGUCAAAAAAUGUAGUGGCCAAGGCUGAAGUUAUUCCCUCAAACCCACAAAUGUGGUCUACAUUGUAUUAUUCUGAUGGUGGAAACAUUAAUUUGAAGAACCCAUCUUUCAGUGAGCUUAAAAAUUCUAGCUUUUCCAAACCAGAGACAAAUACAGGCACAAAGAUUGUGAAAAGUCAGUCGAGCGUGAUUAAGAGAGAGAUCGAGAACAAUGCAGGUCAGCAGGCCCUUAAUAUUCGUCUGCCUCAAUAUAACGAGCUUAUAAACGUUGGCAGCGAAGAAAAGCACAAUUCAAGAGACGAUGACUUGUUUGACGUCUUGGGAGCUGAUUUCAAGAAUAAGCUAUUCAGUAAAUCUUGGAAUAACGAGUCGAGCAGUGAUUUUCCUACUAUUACUAAUAGUCGAGCAAAUUCAGAAAGUGGGAUUUUCUCCUCGACUAGUUCCGACCAUCUCUUAGAGGCCGUUGUUUCUAAAAUUCACCAUCCGGUAAAAUGGGGCUUUGAUGAAAGUGUUUCUUGUGCAACCACAUUUACGAACAUUAGUGGCUCGUCUGGACCGAGUUCUUGUUCGCUACCUUACGGCAGGUUUGGGAUUUCUGAUCGCGUUAAAGGAGAGUCGGGAGCUUACUCGCAGGGGAGCUCGAUUUACGGGUCGCAAUUAAGUUCGUGGAUUGGGAGUGAUCAGAAGGGUAAACAAGCUAACAGUGUGUCCACUGGAUAUUCGAAAAAGACAGACGAUGGGAGUGGUAAAAUGGGUCGAAAGAGGCUGAAACCCGGAGAAAAUCCAAGGCCAAGGCCUAAAGAUAGGCAGAUGAUUCAAGAUAGGGUAAAGGAGUUGAGGGAGAUUGUUCCCAAUGGGGCAAAGAUUAUUAGCAAGAAUGGAGGUUUGGUUUUGAAAGACAACUUCGAAGGUGGAGCUACAUGGGCCUACGAAGUAUGCUCACAGUCGAUGGUCUGUCCUAUCAUAGUCGAGGAUCUUAAUCAGCCACGUCAGAUGCUUGUGGAGAUGCUCUGUGAAGAAAGAGGGCUGUUCCUAGAAAUAGCAGACAUAAUUAGAGGACUUGGGCUAACCAUUUUAAAGGGAGUAAUGGAGACUCGGAAAGACAAGAUCUGGGCGCGCUUUGCUGUCGAGGCCAACAGAGACGUCACAAGAAUGGAAAUAUUCAUCUCGCUAGUUCGUCUGUUGGAGCAAACAACAAAAACUGGCAAAACUACAGCUGAAAGCCUAAUGGCACAACAGUUUGAUCAAGUCACCUCAAUUCCUGUUACAUCCCACAGUUUCCAGUGA
This is a messenger RNA of Striga asiatica, 2862 nucleotides long. Lineage: Eukaryota; Viridiplantae; Streptophyta; Magnoliopsida; Lamiales; Orobanchaceae. The record is from the annotation of a GenBank genome assembly.